Molecule: messenger RNA, 336 nt
Organism: Brettanomyces nanus
Lineage: Eukaryota; Fungi; Ascomycota; Pichiomycetes; Pichiales; Pichiaceae
Exons: 1
Coding region: 1-336 (111 amino acids)
Biological process (GO): post-chaperonin tubulin folding pathway; tubulin complex assembly
Molecular function (GO): beta-tubulin binding
Source: RefSeq, a predicted model, not a curated record
AUGGGACCAUCUCAAAUUCAAAUAAAAGCCAGUGCAUUGCAACGAUUGAGUAAAGAGAAGAGUAUUUAUGAACAGGAGUUGAAGGAAAAUGAAGAAGAGGUGAAAAAAAUAGAGGCUCAGAUGACUACAGCAUCAGACAAAGAGAAGGAGGACUUGAAGUAUACACUAAAGGUCGCAGUUCGAAUCCGAGACGAGUCGAAAAGAAUGAUUCCUAAUAUUAAGGCGAAAACGCAGGAAGUGUUGAAGGACCUUAAGGAAUAUUUGAUGACCAAUGGGUCAGAAAAUGACGAUACCGUUAAGAAGGUGAUUAAGGAAGCCGAAAGGGCCAGUAAAUAG